AUGUUUGAACGACUCGAAUCAGAGGGCUAUGCAGUACACCGGAGUGCCUAUGGAUUGGAGACUGCCUUUGAGAUUGAGUAUUCCCAGGGCUCUGGAGGCAGGGUCGUGGUCUUCAACGCAGAAUACGAUGCACUUCCACGGAUUGGACAUGCAUGUGGCCAUAACCUCAUUGCAACUAGUGCUAUAGCCGCAUUUCUUGCCACCUGCGAGGCUAUGAAGCUCCAAUAUCGAAACGGACCAGGUUUCACCGUCCGUCUCUUAGGCACGCCUGCCGAGGAAGCAGGAGGGGGGAAGAUUCACCUGAUCAACAAAGGCGCAUACAAAGAUGUGUUUGCCUGCCUCAUGCUUCACCCGAUAUCGCCUCUACCGCACGAUGAUAAGUUUCUCAGUAUAGCAGCAGGGCCCCCUGGGGGUUUUCUUGCUACUGAUGAUGUCCGUGUCACCUUCACAGGCAAAGCCGCCCACGCGGCCGCAGCUACGUGGGAACGCAUUAAUGCUCUUGAUGCAGUCGUUGCUGCGUAUCUUAAUAUCUCCCUUCUUCGUCAGCAGAUACUGCCCAGUAAAAGAGUCCAUGGCACUAUUGUGAACGGCGGUGAACAGCCGAAUAUCAUUCCAAUGUCUGCGUCGGUAGACUACUGUAUGAGAGCGUCCAGUGUAAAAUCUCUUAAAGAUUUGAAAGAAAAGAUUACCAAAUGCUUUGAGGCUGCAGCAACAGCCACUGGAUGCGGGGUCAAAUUAGAGUGGAGCGCGGUUUCUUACGCCGAUUUGAAGGUGAAUCAUCCGAUAUGCGAGCGGUUUGUCGAUGCAAUGCAAACAAUGGGCCACGAUUCAGUUAUGGAAAUGCCUGAGCAGGAAGGUCUCCUGAGCGGAGGCUCAACAGAUAUGGGCAACGUGUCCUAUGAGGUACCCGGCUUCCAUGCUAUGUAUAUCAUUCCAGCAGACGGUGUCAAUCACACGCACGAAUUUGCCCGCGCUGCCGGAUCCUCCGAAGCCUUCGAGCGCACUAUUGCCUGCGCGUCGGGAAUUGCGCAAGUGGCAUGUCAAAUUCUGGUCAACGACGAUUUUGCGGAACAGAUAAAAAUGGAUUUCGACAGACAGUAG
Messenger RNA from Talaromyces atroroseus, 1101 nucleotides. RefSeq lists its product as hypothetical. Bases 1 to 1101 code for a protein of 366 amino acids. The transcript is spliced from 3 exons. Gene Ontology annotation, molecular function: dipeptidase activity. Lineage: Eukaryota; Fungi; Ascomycota; Eurotiomycetes; Eurotiales; Trichocomaceae. The record is from RefSeq and is a predicted model, not a curated record.